Messenger RNA from Macrosteles quadrilineatus (aster leafhopper), 1758 nucleotides. RefSeq names its product actin-related protein 10-like. The record is from RefSeq and is a predicted model, not a curated record. The transcript is spliced from 9 exons. Lineage: Eukaryota; Metazoa; Arthropoda; Insecta; Hemiptera; Cicadellidae. The coding region runs from base 1 to 1167 and encodes 388 amino acids. Gene Ontology annotation, biological process: retrograde axonal transport of mitochondrion.
AUGAUGCUAGGCAUACCGUCUCAUUGGAGGAAUUUAAUUCAUCCUUACAGAUUUGGUUUUGCUGGGGAGGCUUGCCCAAGAUGUAUUGUGCGGUCGGAAGUUAAAAGUUCGAAAACAGGAACUCUCAGACAAGUUAUGAGCUUCACAGACAAAGAAGAUCUUUAUGCACUCCUUGUGGACUUUUUGCACAUUCUUUUCUACAAGCAUGUACAGCUGAGUCCGAAGGAGCGACGUGUGGUUGUGGUCGAGUCAGUCCUGUGUCCGACUGUCGUAAGAGAUACUCUGGCAAAAGUCUUGUUCCAACAUUUUGAGGUGUGUUCGAUGUUGCUGGUGCCCUCGCACUUGGUUGUGUUGGCGACACUGGCCAUAGACACAGGUCUGGUGGUAGAUGUAGGACACAGUGAGGCGCAGGUGGUACCCGUGUAUGAAGGCGUCCCUGUUCUGCGAACGUGGCAGGCGCAACCUCUGGCAGGUGCCGCCAUAGAGCAGAGACUUAAGAAGACCUUGGUAGAAUGGUAUGAGAAGCAGGAUAGUGGUGAAUCCAUCAGGAAGUCCCAGCAGGCCAACAAUCUACCUGACUCAGUUAUUGAAGAUAUAAAAGUGCGAACGUCGUUUGUCACCAAACAAGAGAGAGGGGUGCUAUACUGGGAGGAUAAACAGCCAGAACCUUCUGUCCCUGAUGUCCUGUACCCAAUAGACGGAGAUCAUAACAUCACAGUACCAGGGCCAGUGAGAGAAGCUUGUCAUGAGGUUUUGUUUGAACGAGACAACGAUCAGCUGUCUCUACCCAACAUGAUCCUGGACGCCAUCGUCAAGAGUUCCAUAGACAUGAGGCGACCACUGGCAGAGAACAUAGUGUUAGUGGGAGGUUCUGUGAUAGCUGCUGGGUUCAAGGCUAGACUUCAGUCAGAGCUGAAGCUGUUGCUACAAUCCCCUGAGUACAAGGACAAACUGAAAAUCACCACCUUUAAGUUCCACAAUCCUCCAGGGGUGGAAAACUAUAUCGCAUGGCUUGGAGGAGCGUUGUACGGAGCUACAGAUAUGAUCACCAUGAGGUCCCUGACAAGGGAGGGUUACUCGAGUCUGAGCUCGUCUAGUGUUCCUGACUGGUGCAGUCUGCUACACAACCGUCUCAGCCACCAGAACGGACCGUCGUUGGUCAUCUGAAAAAAACUGCGCCUCGACCUGAAGAAGGUGUUCGCCCCCCUACCUUCCACCUCACCAUUGCCUCAUAGAUAGCACUGUAGCAACUAAUGUGUUUUAUAAACUAUGUUAUUCAGCAUUGAUGGUUGCGGCUUCCGAUUGGUCAAAAUGUCCUGCAUACGUCAAUUUGUCUUGUUUCUGGGGGUUUGAGUUGUAAAUCGUAUCUUUGGUAAAAGUAUACACUCUAUUUUCAUGCAGGUGUAGGUAGUUUUAAAAUAAAAAUGAAUAUAGUUGAAUACAUUCACAGAGUGCGCUGAAGUUGAUUACUGAUUCAUACUGAAAGUUUAUGAUUCAGUAAACUUGUUAACCCAGUUAAAUUCAAAGAAAUAAAUAGGGAUGGACAGGUCCCGAAAUUUCGGGAAUUUUUCGGGAAAAAAAUAUUCCCGAUUAUCGGGACGGGAUUACAUUUGACUCGGGAAUUUUUCGGGACGGGAUUUGGUCCGAUUGUCGGCAAUUUUUCCCCUUCGCGAGUGCCGAUAACGCCGUUAUUGCGAGCGAUAGGUCCGCGAACGCAGGAGACGAAGUCAUACCGACGAUCGCGCCGUGACCGCGAGU